This is a messenger RNA of Spinacia oleracea (spinach), 6332 nucleotides long. RefSeq names its product callose synthase 10. The transcript has 51 exons. NCBI's taxonomy places the organism in Eukaryota, Viridiplantae, Streptophyta, Magnoliopsida, Caryophyllales, Amaranthaceae. The record is from RefSeq and is a predicted model, not a curated record. Gene Ontology annotation, cellular component: 1,3-beta-D-glucan synthase complex; plasma membrane. Gene Ontology annotation, molecular function: 1,3-beta-D-glucan synthase activity. Gene Ontology annotation, biological process: (1->3)-beta-D-glucan biosynthetic process. The coding region runs from base 314 to 6028 and encodes 1904 amino acids.
UUUCGACAUUACCAACUCCCGCGAUCUCCAAUCUGAAACUGAAAACUGAAAAGCUUCAAGUCCACCAUUACGUAAUAACGUGUGUUACCAUUUCCUUAAUUCUAAUUUCACAGUUAUUUGCCAUUUUCUCUCUCCUCCAUUCGCAAUCUAAGUUUCGUAUUCUGAGAUUUUUCACACUUCAAACAGUUUAACCCUAAUUCUCUCAUUUUCAUUCUCAAUUACUCCAAUUUCCCCCUUUUUCAUCGAUUGAUUGCGCAAUUGAUUGUGGAUUAAGCUAAGGUUUCGAAUGUUGUAAGAUAAGGGAGGAGAAACAAUGGCGAGGGUUCAAGAGAAUUGGGAACGCCUUGUUCGAGCUACUCUCCGGCGAGAGCAGCUUCGAACCGCCGGCCCCGCCCAUGAGCGCCACCCUAGCGGUCUCGCGGGAGCUGUUCCGCCUUCGCUUGGCCGUGCUUCCAAUAUCGAUGCCAUUUUGCAAGCUGCUGAUGAGAUUCAGGACCAGGAUCCCAAUGUUGCUCGCAUUCUGUGUGAGCAGGCAUAUUCUAUGGCACAAAAUCUGGAUCCAAACAGUGAAGGCAGAGGUGUCCUCCAAUUCAAGACCGGUCUGAUUGCUGUCAUUAAGCAAAAACUUGCCAAAAGGGAUGGAUCUCAAAUAGAUCGUAACCGUGAUGUCGAACGAUUAUGGGAAUUCUACCACCGAUACAAGCAAAGACAUAGAGUGGAUGACAUUCAACGUGAAGAACAGAAAUGGCGCGAAUCUGGGGUAUUCAGUACCAAUGUUGGAGAAUUGGUGGAAAUGAGGAAAGUGUUUGCCACAUUGAGGGCUCUGGUUGAGGUGAUGAAGGAAUUGGCCAAGGAUGCCGCUCCUGAAGUGGGAAGAUUGAUUUUGGAGGAAUUAAGGAGAAUUGAAAAGUCAGAUGCUACCUUGUCCGGUGAACUCACACCAUACAACAUUAUUCCCCUAGAAGCACCGUCUUUGACCAAUGCUAUUGGAGUUUUCCCAGAGGUUAGAGGUGCGAUAUCUGCUAUAAGGUAUAUUGAAAGCUUCCCUAGACUUCCUGCUGCUUUUGAGAUUCCUGGCCAUCGGGAUGCAGACAUGUUCGAUCUUCUGGAAUUUGUCUUCGGUUUCCAGAGGGACAAUAUUAGAAAUCAACGCGAAAAUGUUAUCUUAAUAGUUGCAAAUUCGCAAUCUCGUCUUGGGUUCCCAGAUGAACGUGAUCCUAAAGUAGACGAGAAAGCUAUAUACGAGGUUUACAAGAAAGUGCUAGAUAAUUAUUUUAGAUGGUGCAAAUAUUUGCGGAUACGGAUGGCAUGGAAUAGUUCUGAUGCAAUUACUCGGGAGAGGAAGCUUUUUUUGGUCUCGUUGUACUUUCUUAUUUGGGGGGAGGCUGCCAAUGUUCGUUUUCUCCCUGAAUGCAUUUGCUACAUAUUCCACAAUAUGGCGAAGGAGUUAGAUGCAAUCUUGGACCAUGGAGAAGCUUAUCUUGCCGAAAGCUGUAAAAUGGAAAAUGGUUCAGUCAACUUUCUUGAGAAAGUUAUUCAACCUAUAUAUGAUACAAUGGUUGAGGAAACUUUAAGAAAUGACAAUGGGAGAGCAGCACAUUCAGCAUGGAGAAAUUAUGAUGAUUUUAAUGAAUAUUUCUGGUCGCCAACAUGCUUUAAGCUGGGAUGGCCAAUGGAUAAGGAUUCAGCAUUUUUGAGGAAGCCUUUUAAAAAUUGGAAAAGGACAGCAAAAAGCAGCUUUGUUGAGCACCGGACGUUUUUCCACCUAUAUCGUAGUUUUCAUCGCAUGUGGAUAUUUUUAGCUAUAAUGUUCCAGGUUUUAACGAUUAUAGCUUUUCACGGUCGGCUGAAUCUGAAUACAUUUAAGGUCCUGCUGAGCGUGGGGCCAACUUAUGCUGUCAUGAAAUUUUUGGAGAGCAGCUUGGAUAUUUUGCUCAUGUUUGGUGCAUACACAACAGCAAGAGGCAUGGCAAUAUCAAGGCUGGUUAUUAGGUUCUUUUGGUGGUGUCUUAGUACUGCAGCCAUUAUCUAUUUCUACGUGAGGCUUCUACAGGAUUGGAACCGGGAGCAAACUAGUUCAUUAUCUUUUCGCAUUUACAUCCUAAUGCUGGGUGCUUAUGCUGGUGCUCGGCUGGUUUUCGCUGUACUAUUGAAGAUCCCGGGCUGUCAUGCUUUGUCUCUAAAGUCCGAUCAGUCAUUCUUUCAAUUUUUUAAAUGGAUAUAUCAGGAGAGAUACUUUGUUGGACGUGGUCUUUAUGAAAAGCCCAUAGACUAUGCCAGAUAUGUCCUCUAUUGGUUGGUGAUCUUUGCAAGCAAAUUUACUUUUGCUUACUUCCUCCAGAUUCAGCCUCUAGUGGAGCCUACAAGAAUUAUUGUGAAUAUUCGUUUUACUCAAUACUCAUGGCACGAUUUAGUCUCAAAGAAUAAUUAUAAUGCGCUUACGGUAGCAAGUCUUUGGGCUCCAGUCGUUGCUAUUUAUCUGAUGGAUAUUCACAUAUGGUACACGCUUUUGUCGGCUCUUGUUGGUGGUGUGAUGGGUGCACGAGCCCGGCUAGGCGAGAUACGUUCGAUUGAAAUGGUUCACAAACGUUUUGAGAGCUUCCCUGAAGCUUUUGUGAAGAAUCUGGCAUCUCCAAGAACAAGAAGAAUAGUGGCUUUUGAUCGACAAAAUCCUGAGAACUCGCAAGAGAAUAACAAGACAUAUGCUGCCAUUUUUUCUCCUUUCUGGAAUGAGAUUAUCAAAAGUUUGCGUGAAGAGGAUUUCAUCAGCAAUCGGGAAAAAGACUUGUUGUCUAUGCCCAGUAAUUCGGGCAGUCUUCCUCUUGUUCAAUGGCCUCUCUUUCUUCUAAGUAGUAAGAUUUUGAUGGCUAUUGACCUGGCUUUGGAUUGCAAAGACACACAAGCGGAUUUGUGGAACAGAAUAUGUAGAGAUGAUUACAUGGCUUAUGCAGUUCAAGAAUGUUAUUAUAGUAUUGAAAAGAUCUUACACUCCUUAGUUGAUGGUGAAGGGCGGCGCUGGGUUGAGAGGAUCUACCGUGAAAUCGAUAAUAGCGUUAAGGAGGGUUCACUUGUUAUAACCUUAUUCCUGAAGAAGAUUCCCUUGGUGCAAUCAAGAUUUACUGCAUUGACAGGACUAUUGAUAAGGAACGAAACUCCUGAACUCGCAAAAGGUGCUGCAAAGGCUCUUUAUGAUUUCUAUGAGGUGGUGACACAUGAUCUGCUGUCAACCGAUCUCAGGGAGCAAAUUGAUACGUGGAACAUAUUAGCUAAAGCAAGAAAUGAAGGGAGAUUAUUUUCUAGGAUAGAGUGGCCAAAGGAUCCAGAAAUCAAGGAGUUAGUGAAGAGAUUGCACUUGCUACUUACAGUAAAGGAUACAGCAGCUAAUAUACCAAAGAAUUUAGAAGCUAGGAGGCGGUUAGAAUUUUUUACAAAUUCAUUAUUCAUGCACAUGCCUCAGGCAAAACCUGUGUCAGAAAUGGUGCCUUUCAGUGUAUUCACCCCCUACUACAGUGAGACAGUACUGUAUAGCUCUUCAGAUUUGCGGGUUGAAAAUGAGGAUGGAGUUUCUAUACUGUUCUAUCUCCAGAAGAUUUUUCCUGAUGAGUGGGAGAAUUUCUUGGAGCGUAUCAAUCGAGGAGAGUCCUCUGGUGAUGUAGAUUUUGAAGAAAGUUCAAGUGAUAACUUGGAGCUGCGUUUUUGGGUCUCUUAUCGUGGACAGACAUUGGCUAGGACAGUGCGUGGUAUGAUGUACUACAGAAGAGCAUUAAUGCUUCAGAGUUUUAUGGAAAGAAGGGGAUUAAUAGAAGAGGACACGCGUUUGCUUACAAAUCAGUCGGCAAAUCUUGGAUUUGAGUUGUCGAGUGAGGCACGGGCACAAGCAGAUCUGAAGUUCACUUAUGUUAUCUCAUGCCAAAUUUAUGGACAGCAAAGGCAGAGAAAAGCUCCGGAGGCUGCAGAUAUUAAUUUAUUGCUACAGAGGAAUGAGGCACUUCGUGUUGCUUUCAUUCACCUUGAGGAAAGUGCUGGGUCUGGACCUGAUGGUUCUGUUUCAAAGGAAUAUUACUCCAAGCUUGUCAAAGCUGAUGUACAUGGAAAAGAUCAGGAAAUAUAUUCAAUCAAGCUUCCUGGAGACCCAAAACUUGGUGAAGGAAAGCCCGAAAAUCAGAAUCAUGCAAUUGUUUUUACUCGUGGAGAAGCAAUUCAGACUAUUGAUAUGAAUCAGGAUAAUUACCUGGAGGAGGCAAUGAAAAUGAGAAACCUUCUUGAGGAAUUUCAUGCAAAACAUGGUAUCCGUCCUCCAACUAUUCUUGGUGUAAGGGAGCAUGUUUUCACAGGAAGUGUUUCUUCUCUUGCUUGGUUUAUGUCCAAUCAAGAAACCAGUUUUGUGACAUUAGGUCAACGAGUUCUGGCGAAACCUCUCAAAGUACGCAUGCAUUAUGGACAUCCAGAUGUAUUUGAUCGUAUUUUCCACAUAUCUCGUGGUGGCAUUAGUAAGGCGUCACGUGUUAUUAACAUAAGUGAGGAUAUUUAUGCUGGUUUCAACUCCACCCUGCGGCAGGGAAAUAUUACACACCAUGAGUACAUACAGGUUGGCAAGGGAAGAGAUGUUGGGUUGAACCAGAUUGCACUUUUUGAGGGUAAGGUUGCUGGAGGAAAUGGAGAGCAAGUCCUCAGCAGAGACGUGUACCGACUUGGGCAGCUUUUCGACUUUUUCAGAAUGCUUUCUUUCUACUUCACUACUGUGGGUUAUUAUGUGUGCACGAUGAUGACAGUUCUUACUAUAUAUAUUUUCCUGUAUGGGAGAGUAUACCUGGCAUUUUCUGGACUUGAUGAAGGGAUUGCAAGAGAUGCCAGAAUUCUUGGGAGCACAGCUUUGGAUGCAGUUCUAAAUGCUCAGUUUUUGGUUCAAAUUGGAAUUUUUACUGCUGUACCAAUGAUAAUGGGAUUUAUACUAGAGCUUGGUUUGCUAAAGGCUAUCUUCAGUUUCAUUACUAUGCAGCUGCAGUUAUGUUCAGUCUUCUUCACGUUCUCAUUAGGAACAAGGACUCAUUACUUUGGUCGUACUAUCUUGCAUGGAGGUGCCAAAUAUAGGGCUACCGGUAGGGGAUUUGUUGUCCAGCAUAUCAAAUUUGCCGAGAACUACAGGCUCUACUCUAGAAGUCAUUUUAUAAAAGCGCUUGAAGUAGCAUUGCUGCUCACUAUUUACAUCGCGUAUGGCUACACAAGGAAUGGUGCUGUCUCUUUUGUAUUAUUGACACUCAGCAGUUGGUUUCUUGUUAUCUCCUGGCUCUUUGCUCCUUACAUCUUUAAUCCCUCGGGAUUUGAGUGGCAAAAGACUGUGGAAGAUUUGGAUGACUGGGCUAGUUGGCUUCUCUACAAAGGUGGAGUUGGUAUAAGAGGAGAACAUAGCUGGGAAUCUUGGUGGGAUGAAGAACAGAUACAUAUUCAUACUUGGAGGGGUCGUAUUCUGGAAACAAUUUUGAGCUUGAGAUUUUUCAUGUUCCAGUACGGCAUUGUCUACAAACUCCAUGUUAUGCCAUCAAACACAUCACUGGCGAUGUAUGGCUUCUCCUGGAUUGUUCUAGCAGUCAUUGUCAUUAUAUUUAAGAUUUUCAGCUUCAGUCCCAAAAAGUAUGCUGGAUUCCAGUUAUGGAUGCGUUUUUUCCAGGGAGUCACUGCCUUGGGACUCGUGGCAGCCAUUAUCCUUGUUAUCAUCCUCACUCCUCUCACUAUUCCAGACUUGUUUGCCUGUGUCCUCGCAUUCAUUGCAACUGGAUGGGGAAUUAUUUGUCUUGCAAUCACUUGGAAGAAGCUGGUCAGAAGCAUUGGUUUGUGGGAUUCCAUCCGGGAGUUUGCUAGAAUGUAUGAUGCUGGGAUGGGUAUGAUGAUCUUUGCACCAAUUGCUAUUCUUUCUUGGUUCCCAUUUAUCUCGACCUUCCAGUCUCGGCUUCUUUUCAACCAAGCCUUCAGUCGAGGUCUUGAGAUCUCAAAGAUUCUUGCUGGAAACAAAGCCAAUGUUCAGAUGUGAGAAAUGGGAAUAUAACAAGUUUUGCUGAAGCCUGUUCAACCAUUAUGCGGCUAAGCUGUAAGUUCGAAUUCUUCAAUGAGAACUGAUAAGGUGUUCAGACACCCUGUAACACACCGGUUAUGGCUUCUGAUGUCUUGAGCUUAGCAUCCUUCUGUAUCAUUUUUGUACUCCGUAGCUUUUUUUGUUUGUAUUACUCUUUUCUCAUUCUUUCUUCUCUCUUUUUUGGGUUUGUUGGGUUGGCGGUUUGAUCUUGUAAAUGAGUAAGAUACAGAUAUAUUUCAAUGAUGAGCAGUUGUUUUUGAUA